Molecule: messenger RNA, 1672 nt
Organism: Pistacia vera
Lineage: Eukaryota; Viridiplantae; Streptophyta; Magnoliopsida; Sapindales; Anacardiaceae
Product: GRIP1-associated protein 1
Exons: 15
Coding region: 74-1426 (450 amino acids)
Source: RefSeq, a predicted model, not a curated record
CGUUGAUAGAAACAGAAUUGCAGAGAAACACCAAACAGAGAAUAAUUCUCUGCAAUUAGUCUCCUCUCUUACCAUGGAAGCGCAUCAUGCAUCUUUAGGUCGACGAACGUUGGAAGAAAUUCGUCAAAAACGAGCCGCAGAGAGACUCAGCAAGACUUCUUCAGGACCAGAUCUCACCCAAGUUUCUUCAAUUCCUAUUAACGAUAUCUCUGGAAUGAGAAAAUCGGAGAGCGGGAAUCGACUCUCUGAGACCGAUGUUAGUGGCUUAGUAUCUCAGCUGAAAGAUAUGCAAAAUAAGAAUGUGGAAUUGGAAGAAAGAAACAACAUUUUGUCCUCAAAGCUUCAAACAACAGAAGCAGAAAAUGGGAUUAUUCAGUCACGGCUGAAUGAGCUGGAACAAAACACUGUACCAUCUUUGAGAAGAGCUCUGAAGGAUGUUGCAAUGGAGAAAGAUGCAGCCGUCGUUGCACGGGAGGAUCUUUCAGCUCAACUUCGCACUCUCAAAAAACGUCUAAAAGAAGCAGAAGAAGAACAGUACCGGGCUGAGGAAGAUGCUGCAGCCUUGAGAGCGGAACUAAACUCGUUACAGCAACAAGCAAUGAGUGGUCCUCCUGUUGGAAUAACAUCUAUGGGAAUUUCACCUAUGGGAAUUUCACCUGAUCAUAUCCAAACAUUAGAAAAGGAAUUGGCUUCUUUAAAAUAUGAAUUACAGCAAGAGUUACAAUUGAGACAGCAAGAGCAACAACGAGCAACAGAAGAGCAAGCUCGAAUUUCUGUGCUAAUAUCCGAAAAGCAGGAAUUGGAAGAGAAACUUGCUGCAAGCUCCAGAAAAGCCUCAGAAGAAGAUAAAGCAGUUCACAAGACAUUUUCACUGGAAGACAAAGAGAAACUUGAAAAGCAAUUGCAUGAUAUGGCUGUAGUGGUUGAGAAACUAGAAAGUAGCAGACAGAAACUUCUAAUGGAGAUUGAUAGUCAAUCUUCAGAGAUAGAGAGGCUUUUUUAUGACAAUUCUAAUCUCUUGUCUACUUAUCAAGAGGCAGUGGGCAUAGCAAAACACUGGGAGAAUCAGGUCAAAGACUGCCUUAAGCAAAAUGAAGAACUCCGUGGAAUUCUAGAUAAGUUAAGAACUGAGCAGGCUAGUCUAGUGUCUAUGAAUGAAAAGAAUAUCCUGAGAGGUUCGUCAGAAAUCUCGAAUGAUCCUGUCAGCCAGAAUGGUUCACCAGAGUUUCUGUCCCUUAAGGGCCAGCUUGCACAAGAACAGAGCAAAGCAGAGGCAUUAUCGGCUCAGGUAUUGCAGCUCUCAGCAGAACUUCAGCGAGCCACACAAGCAUAUAAUGGACUUGCACGGCUGUAUAAACCAGUACUACGGAAUAUUGAAAGCAGUCUCAUUAAAAUGAAACAAGAUGGUUCUUUAACUGUGCAAUAAACAGAGGGGCCAGUUUUGUGUCAACAUUCUCCAUGGAUGCUUUUGUGCUACCAACAUAUACAAUUUUGUAAAAGAUUUAAUUUGAUCACACAUUCUUUAUUCAAUUUUAAUGAUUGUGUAGCUUUAUAGUGUUACAAUUGGUGUUUCAACCCCUACAAACAAAGAAUAGAAAACAUUGUUAAACGGCAUGUAGUGGAAGAGAGGUAAAUCCUGAUUCCUUUUAUGAGAAAUUAAUUGAUUUGAGUC